Molecule: messenger RNA, 1677 nt
Organism: Galdieria sulphuraria
Lineage: Eukaryota; Rhodophyta; Bangiophyceae; Galdieriales; Galdieriaceae
Product: protochlorophyllide reductase
Exons: 2
Coding region: 51-1076 (341 amino acids)
Source: RefSeq, a predicted model, not a curated record
ACAAUUCAUUCAUUGAACAACGUUGACUUGUUUUCAUAGUAGUAGAAAGUAUGAGUCGAGAGCUUGAACAACCAAAAGAUUGGAUUUCCUCCUUUAGCAAACAAGAAUGGAAAACACCUGCAGUUGCUGUUGCAGGCACUUUAGCUUCCUUGGGUCUUAUUCGAUUGUACUCUAAUGGCCCUGUCUAUCGAAAAACGGUUAACCUGAAAGGAAAAGUAGUCGUUGUUACUGGUGCCAAUACGGGCAUUGGAAAGGAAACUUGUAUUCAGUUGGCGAAAAUGGGCGCCACCAUAGUGAUGGCUUGUCGAGACUCUUCAAGAGCACUCAAAGCAAAAGAACAAGUUGUAAAACUAUCCAAAAACGAGGAUAUAGAUAUCAUUCGGUUAGAUUUAAGUGACUUAUCUUCCGUUCGUCAAUUUGUUUCCGACUUUUGCAAGAAAUAUUCCCGACUGGAUAUUUUAUUUUGUAAUGCAGGGGUUAUGGCUUUACCCAAAAGAGAAACAACCAAAGACGGUUUUGAGAUGCAAUUCGGAGUCAAUCAUUUGGGACAUUUCCUAUUGACCAAUCUUUUGUUGGAUAGAUUGAUUGCUUCAGCACCUAGUCGAGUGAUAGUAGUUUCUUCUUAUGGGCAUACAUUUGGGAAGAUUGAUUUUGACAAUUUGCAAUGGGAGAGAAAUUACUCGGGUUUUGCAGCAUAUGGUGCUUCCAAGUUAGCCAAUAUAUUGUUUGUCAAAGAGUUGGAUAAGCGUUUGAAACAACAAAAUGCAAAUGUGGGAGUAUAUGCAGUACAUCCAGGAGCGGUUCGUACGGAACUUGCUCGAUAUAUUUUAUCAAGUUGGUGGAAGAAGUUGUUGGCUGCACCAGUAUUACCGCGCAGUUAUUUGCUCAUGAAGGAUCCUUAUCAUGGUGCACAAACACAGAUUCGAUGUGCUAUUGAUCCUUCAUUGCAACAGUCCAGUGGUAAAUACUUUGCUGAUUGUAAAGAAACGACUCCAUCUGCUGCUGCUAGAGAUGCUCGAGUUGCAGAAAAGUUGUGGCAGGUAUCGGAACAGUUGGUGGGUAUGGCGAAGAAAUAAAAGACAAUGUAUAAUGUUGUGUAAGACUUGGAGAUUUUAUAUUUUCAAUAUUUUCAUGGCAACUUGCAUAUCAUUGGGUGCCUUUUGAGUGAUUCGAUAUCGCAACCACUCUAUUCCAGUCAUUCCCAUUUCUGGAGUCACUUGUAUCUUACUCAACUUGGUUUCUGCAUCCUUUUGACUCACGUCAUAAGCAAAUUGUAGUCUGGAUUGAUGUUCACGUAAGUCUGGUAACUGACGAACUAUGUUUUGUAACAUUCUUCCAAAAUCCUUACCAAAUACCGAUCUAGCUACUCCCCUAUUUAACGUACCCAUAUAAAGUCUACGUCCCCAAGCUGUCUUACAAGCAUUGACCAACGUUUUAGAACGACUAUCGCCUUGAAAGGAUGCAAUAGGAAACCAAAGUGGUCUCUCAGGUGACUUUGUAAACAAAGUAAAUACAGGAGUCCCAUCUUCCGGUAGCUGUGUUGUUGCAUUCUGUCUUUUCAUUUGUUCUUGAUAUAAUUGUUGGCGCAUCUUUCUGCCUUUUUUGGAAACCAGACUUGAUACACCACUCUUUUUGGGUUUUCUGGUGAACACAAAGGGCAUUGUAGUAAGUGGUUUA